AUGCUUUCCCCCACUUGUUUCCAUGCCGGUAUCCCUUUCCGAAGUCCGCUUCCGACAGACGCUUGCAUUCCCCCAAAAGUGCUGGUUUUGGUCGCUGACCCUCGGCACGCUUUCGCAGUGUGGUGGCAGACCCUUGGACAGUUGGAGCCUGAUGUGUCGCUGGACUUGGACUUUGGCAACUUCUUGAAAAUUGUGGCGCAGCAGGGGUGGUGUCUCUUCGGCAACUACAUCGAGCACGCUGCUGCGUGGGCUAGGGAAGAGGAGCUUUAUCCGGACAAUGUGCGGCUCUGCAUGGCUGACCGCCUAGGUUCUUUGGAUCCACAGGAUGUGCGGACAGAAAUGCGCGAGAUCGCAGACUUCCUCAGGAUCCCAGCGGACAGGGCAGAUCGGGUUGUGGAUUCGAUCUUUCGCAGACCGGCAGACGCAUGUUCAUCCUUGUCCAGAGACAGGCUGGUGGAUCACGCCGUUCUUCAAGGAGGCCACAUUGUGGAAAAUACGGGCAGGAAUCUGUACCAGUUCCAAGACGCCUACGACACAGUUGACGGACUGGUGCAAGAUAUGUGGCGCCAAAUGUUUUUGAUGCUGGGCCGCACUGGAAGCUCGUGCCUGGUGGAAGCUGCUCAGAAGGCUUUGCAGGGCUCGGCUUCACUGCCACCGAUUGUCAAGACCGGUGUCUUUCGUGGCGAAGAUGCCCACAAUAGUGGCACCUGUCGACCCUGUGUCUUCCACCUUCGUGGGAUAUGCCGAGAUAGCGCGGAGACCUGCUUCUACUGCCACAUGGACGGGCACCAGAGGACAAGCUGCAUUGCACGACAUGCGCAGAUCGCGAAUCCACCCAGAGUUGACUUGAACGUCCUGAACAUCCUUGCCGAGGUCUUGAUAGAAAUGCGGGAGUUCGAGAAGUGUGCUCGGCUAUUGAAGGAGCUGCUGCACCUGACACCUCCGCAAAAGGCACACUCUUCAGGCGCAAGCAGUUCCACCGACCUGGUUCUGCAUCCGUCGAACCCCAAGGUACUGCUGAAGAAGCUCCACAACUGCCCAGUCGAUAUUGUUGCAAUGCUGGCUGUGGCCAUGUGCCAGAUUCCGAACGAGAACAUCAGCGAGGAUCCCCUCUACAACUGUGCAUUGGAGGUGGUUCUGACACACCCACCUGAAACGCACUCCGACCUUCACCUGCUUCUGGUGGAUGCGAUGCUAGCAGACGAAGGCACGACAGCCGACACGGUCAGCAGACGAUGGCUUCGAAGGGCAAAUGUUCGGCGCUGGUUUGCCGAGCAAGCUCACCGAAUCCUGACAUUGCUGGAAGACUGCCCCAGCUUGGAAGUGGACCUCCGCGAGCGUCAAGCCAUGUGCCGCUGGCGACUGGGGCAGGUGGAAGAAGCAGCACUUCAAUUGGAAGCCCUGCUGGAGGACCCUGGGGAAAGAACAGAGGCAGAUCUUCGCAACAUGAGGGUUCGUGCGGCAGAGGCUUGGAUCGAAAUUGGCAACUCCAGCCGAGCAGAUCAAGUGCUGAGUUGCUUGAGCUACGAGGAUCUACAGCGCAGCAAUGCUCUACCACCCCCACUGAGCACAGCAGAGCGAAAGUCCCUCUACAAGGAGCUGUCUGAAACCAUUGAUCGGACGCUCAGCGCCGCUGCAGUUGCUAAAGACAUGGAGCGUGCUCACGAACAUGUGGGGACUAAAGAGGAGCUGCUGCGUUUUUUUGCGAAGUUCCGUCAUCUUGUGUACGACUGUGAGCUUGACUUCAAGCGACUGGUCGCCCGAAGUACCAGCGCAAAGGAGGGCUCAGCUCCGGCCCUCGAGGACGGAAAGUCCAACACGUCGAAGCCCAAUGCCGAAGAUGAGUCCGGCGCUGGAGGUAGAACCGGUCAGGCUGAAGACGCAGCUCAAGGUCAAGACAGCCUGCUGCUUCUUCCAGCAAAAGCUCCGAAGGCAUCGGCUUCGAAAGCAGCAGACGAGGUGCUGCAGGCAGCGACGAUCCACAAGUUCAAGAGACGACAUCUGGGGAUCCAGACAAUUGAGGACAUGUUCGGUUUUGAAGCCUACCUUACCAUGGUCAAGCACGGGGUGGUGAUCAUUCGCACCUUUGCGCGGUCCACGAAGGAGUCCAAGUCUCGCGAGGGGACCGUCCAAGCUGCACAGGCGGUUGAAGUUUGCGAGAUGAUCCUCUCCAACCGCAAACUCGUGGCGCAGAGGAAUCCGGUAAAGCGGCGUAUGAUGAGGGAUUUGGCGAUGCUGUCGCUUUCCGUAGGCUUCGAGGCACGACUAUGGCGAGUGGUGUUCAAGCAUCUUCGCAACAUUUGUGACCGGAGUGGAAGUGAUCAUGUCGUUGCUUUGUGCUCCAGACUGCUGUUCACACAUGCAGAUGUGGAUGGGAUGGGCCCAGGAGCAAACAAGGACCGCGGUGAUGCGGCCCCGUGGGAGCAUGAAAAAGCACACAACGCAAGCUGGGGGCACCGCAACACAUACGCGGCAGCGUUCACUGAUGUCCGUGGCUGGGCGCUGCGGAAGCUGCUGAGAAGGCCCCGCGCAUUCGGACUUACUUUGCUGUGCGCGCACUUCUGCAUCAUCGCCUCGCAGUACCCCUUUGCCGUGGCCGAGUACUCUCGAGCACAUCGUUUGGCACCUUUUGAACCACUGCCAGCUCUUUGCACCGCUACAGCAUAUCUGUCCUUCUCAAUGUCGCGUGCCGCAGUGUGCCGUCAUGAUCUUGUUCUGAAGGGCCUUACCUUCCUGCAACGCUACCGCCGUCUGCGGCUUCGCAGCGCAGGUUUUCUUCCGCUCGACACGUCACAGGAGGAUCCUUCCAGCUGGGAUGGACUACCCAAAGAGCGGCAAAUGUGGGAAGAUGCAGUGACGGACGACCCGCUGGAACGAUUGGCAAUGCAGGCUGAGGUCGCCUACAACUACGGCCGAGCCUUUCAUCAGCUCAGUAUCUUCAACCCAGCAGUCGAGGCUUACGAGGCUGCGUUGGAUCUCUUCGAAAGUCUGUCACAGUCCGAAUGCAAGAGGACCGAGCGGCAUUCAUUUUGCACAACAGACUCAGCUUGCAUUUCUCUUGCCUGA
Molecule: messenger RNA, 3066 nt
Organism: Symbiodinium sp. CCMP2592
Lineage: Eukaryota; Dinophyceae; Suessiales; Symbiodiniaceae
Source: the annotation of a GenBank genome assembly